AUGUCAACCUCCUCCCAUCGUGACGAUUUCUUUCAAACGACGUCCGCGCUUGAUGAACAGAAGCGAAAGGACGCUAAAUCCAGCAACACACACGGCUCCCCCAUCAGGCUCCAGAGCAAGAUUCUAGCUGUACAACCCGAUCCGUUGAAAGCAGGUGCCGUGUAUGUAGCCCAGAGCGGCGGAACAGUCAGAAACAUUAUACUCGAAACUGGUGAAACUGCUGCGAUUUUCAAAGGACCCACAGCUCCCGUUACGAGCAUCUGCUUCAGUCCCAAUGGCCAGUUACUAUUUGCUGCGUGCUGGGACAAAACCAUUUGGAGCUGGGAUGUGACUACGAGACAACCGACACUGAGAUAUGAAGGCCAUACGGAUUUUGUGAGGGCUGUUAUUAGUACGAGACUAAAUGGGCAGGAUGUCCUCAUCUCCGGGGGUGCUGAUGCACAAAUACUGGUAUUCGACAUUGCGAGCGGCGAAAGACUCCAUGUGCUCAAAGGCCACACCAAAGGAAUUCAGGACUUGACGAUUGAUCCGGCAUCCCUUGACCCUGAUAGUCUUGAACGAGUCGUUUUCAGCGCUGGUAGUGACAGAGAAAUCCGUCGCUUCGACAUUUCCAAAGGCAGCCAAGAUCUCACUGGCACAGAGGCUCUCCUGGCCCACGAAACAAACGUCUACAAGCUCUUUUUCGACCAAGACGCUGACCUCUGGACAGCAUCCGCUGAUAAAACUGCCAAAUGUCUGGUGAGGGAAGAUGGAUGGAAGCCAAAUCUGACGUUGAACCACCCAGAUUAUGUUCGCGAUGUGGUGGUCGACGAACGAGGGGGGUGGGUCGUCACUGCCUGUCGAGAUGAAGAGGUUCGCGUAUGGAAUAGAUCAACGGGACAACUUUACCACACAUUUUCCGGCCAUUACGAGGAGAUAACAGGUUUAGUUCUUCUAGGAUACACGCUGGUUAGUGUCAGCAUUGAUGCGACCAUCCGGCAGUGGUCUUUGAAGCCCGAUGAACUCCAGAAAGCCGUGACUGAAGCAACACAGCCCCCAGCCGAGGAGCAGUCUGCGAACCCAGAAUCCAUGCUGACAGAGGAGGAGGAACGGGAACUAGCAGAGCUACUGGAAGAGGAUUAG
Molecule: messenger RNA, 1122 nt
Organism: Aspergillus ochraceoroseus IBT 24754
Lineage: Eukaryota; Fungi; Ascomycota; Eurotiomycetes; Eurotiales; Aspergillaceae
Product: WD40 repeat domain-containing protein
Exons: 4
Coding region: 1-1122 (373 amino acids)
Molecular function (GO): protein binding
Source: RefSeq, a predicted model, not a curated record